Molecule: messenger RNA, 1201 nt
Organism: Eucalyptus grandis
Lineage: Eukaryota; Viridiplantae; Streptophyta; Magnoliopsida; Myrtales; Myrtaceae
Product: wee1-like protein kinase
Exons: 2
Coding region: 89-697 (202 amino acids)
Biological process (GO): protein phosphorylation
Molecular function (GO): ATP binding; protein kinase activity
Source: RefSeq, a predicted model, not a curated record
UCCAGAACUCAUUGCUACCGGCUUUUCCCUACCCACUUCCUGCGUCUUUCCACCCUGCCUUCGUGCCCGCGCAUGCGUGCGUGUCUUUAUGACUUCGAGAGCGAGAGAUGCCAGGAGAUGCGGUCAAAGAAUCCCGGGAAGAACGAAAGCCUACGAGCCGAGACAGCUUCUCCGGUGCUCAUCAACGGAGAAGAACCUCCCGCACCAAGUUGCGCAGAUACAGACUCUUCAGCUUGCGAAAGCAUUGCUUUUUAUGCAUGAAAGAGAAAUUGCCCACCUUGAUGUUAAGCCGGAUAAUAUUUAUGUCAAGAACGGUGUAUACAAGCUUGGUGAUUUUGGUUGUGCGACUCAACUCAAUAGCAGCCUACCUGUUGAGGAAGGUGAUGCGCGGUAUAUGCCUCAGGAGAUCCUGAAUGACAAUUUUGAUCAUCUCGAUAAGGUUGAUAUAUUCUCCAUGGGAGCUUCUAUGUAUGAGCUUAUAAGAGGGUCACCUUUGCCGGAAUCUGGGCCUCAGUUUCUGAAUCUUAGAGAGGGAAAGCUGCCCCUUCUCCCUGGCCAUUCACUGCAUUUUCAGAAUUUGCUUAAUGUUCCGCGUCUUCGUUUCUUUCAAUGGGACUUGUGUCGUUUUGUUUUUUGCUUUUGGGGAAAAUCGUCAAUUUUGUGGCUUUCUGAUGUUCUUGACUUCUUUAGGUCAUGAUGGAUCCAGAUCCAACCACCCGGCCUUCUGCAAAAGAACUAGUGGCUAAUCCAAUUUUUGACAGGAUUCGGAGGAAUGGAAAGACUUAAGCCAAGACAGUAAUCAGAUUUCACCACGAACAUAAAUAAUUAACUGCAGGCACGGAAUGUAUCAGUGACCAUUUGGGGGAAGUUGACUACGAAGGUAUUAGGAAAAUCUAGUGCCGAUUUUGCUUUUUAUUCUCUGGCUAAUAUGUGCACCAAUUUUUGUGCUAUAAUGGUGCCGGAUAGGUAAUUGGGAACAACAGUAGAAAUGUUGUUGAAGGCCUGACCCCAAGUGAAGAUAUGCCCUGUAAUGGAAAAGCCAUGUUCAUCACAGAGUCCGAAUGUCAUUUGCUAUCUGCCAUGAAGAAUCUGUGGGUGCUUGCUGUUCCUAUUGUUGAUAUUAUUCACUCCAAUUGUACAGACAUCUACUUCAAGCUCAGAACCAGUUCUAUGAUCUGUGGGGAGGUCACCUAUUUCAUUU